CAAUGGAAGGAAUCGACAUCCCCCAUUUCCAAUCCACAUCCGCUUUCCAUAUCACCAGCCACCAAAAGCUGAUCCAUUAUAUUAACAAUGGCAAUGAGUACCUGCGGAUGCAGCCGAAGCUUUGGGCGGCUUCCGCACCUCCCCACUCCCCACUCUAUCAUUUCAUGCCUCUUCUCCCCAUGGUUAACUCCUCCUUUCUCCGGAUCACGUCUGAUUGGAUCUGCCACCGAAACAUUUGAUGCGGUGAUCGCGUCGAAAUAGAGCAGUGGUCGAGUGAUCUCGAUGAAAAAUCCCAUCUUUUGCGGUCAUCGUUGAGCAAGUUUGAAUCUUUGGCGAUAUGGGUUGCUUCCCCUGCUUCGAGUCGGAGGAGGAAGCGCAGCUCAGCCAUGGGAACGAGUGCGAUCGCACGAGAGAGGAGCGGCCGAUGGUGGCGCCUCGCGUCGAGAAGUUGUCUUCUGGAGAUGAUAGAAUGAAAACCGCCAGAGAUUUGAGUACAAAAAGGGAAUCAUUGGGCGCAAUAGAGGGGUCUGAUUUUUCUAUUUCGGCACAGACUUUCACCUUUUCGGAGCUAUCGGCCGCGACCAGUAAUUUCAGAACAGAGUCUUUGCUCGGGGAAGGAGGGUUUGGACGCGUCUACAGAGGUCGUCUGGAAACUACCGGUCAGGUUGUGGCUGUAAAACAGCUUGACAGGAAUGGACUCCAAGGCAACAGGGAGUUCCUAGUGGAGGUCCUCAUGCUUAGCCUGUUGCAUCAUCCCAACCUUGUGAAUCUAAUUGGUUAUUGUGCUGAUGGAGACCAACGCCUUCUUGUCUAUGAGUAUAUGCCCUUGGGAUCAUUGGAAGAUCAUCUACAUGACUUUCCACCUGAUAAGGAACCACUUGACUGGAAUACAAGGAUGAAGAUUGCAGCUGGGGCAGCCAAGGGAUUGGAGUACCUCCAUGACAAAGCCAACCCUCCUGUUAUAUAUAGAGACUUGAAAUCCUCCAAUAUCCUAUUAGAUAAGGGCUUCCACCCAAAGCUCUCCGAUUUUGGACUUGCAAAACUUGGUCCAGUUGGUGAUAAAUCUCACGUGUCAACAAGGGUGAUGGGAACUUAUGGCUAUUGUGCUCCAGAGUAUGCCAUGACCGGACAACUAACAGUUAAGUCUGAUGUUUACAGCUUUGGAGUUGUACUAUUAGAGUUGAUUACCGGACGGAAGGCUGUUGAAAGCACCAAAUCACAUUCAGAACAAAAUCUCGUUUCAUGGGCUAGUCCUAUGUUCAAGGACCGCAGAAAACUGGCAAGUCUGGCUGAUCCAAGACUACAAGGUCGAUAUCCCAUGCGUGGUCUCUAUCAAGCUCUUGCAGUGGCAUCCAUGUGCAUCCAAGAAGAAGCUGCCUCCCGUCCCGCUAUUGCAGAUGUGGUCACUGCUCUGUCUUACUUGGCAUCCCAAGCAUAUGAUCCCGGUGCAUCUCCCACAAAUAACAAUAGACCUGGUGGUGAAAGAAGAAAUAAGAAUGCUGAUGAGGGAAGUGGAAGAAACCCAUCUAACAAUAACAGAGAGUCUGACCAUAAUUCGCAAAUGAAUUGUGAAAACACUUUGAAGGAGAAAGCUGCAACCUUGAGAAGGGACUUUGACCGGGAACGAGCUUUGGCAGAGGCCAAGAUGUGGGGGAGGAACUGGCGGGAGAAGACACAGGCUAAAGACAAUGCAGAGGGAAAUUGAUGAUGUCACGAGUGCGAUUGGACAGGGAUUCGCUCCCCAUUUGUGUAUAAAAAGAGUUGAAGUUGCGGAUCAUCAUGUCCUUCCCUGGAACACAUCUUUCGUUCCUUUAUCAUUUGCAAGAAGUGAUGGAAAAUCUCGACUUACUACUGUUUGUGGCAAGUAGGUGUUGUGAGUGGUGAGCAGGGACCUGGCAUGCUUGUUGUAAAAUGUCAAGAAGAGAACAUUUUAUGAGGUAGAAGGAAACUAUGUAUCAUCCUGUUUUGCCGUCACGAACUCUCGGUUGCAGUAAUAUGGGUUGGUAUCUAAUUCAACCUCAGAUGUGGAAUAGAUGAGGACCACUUCCAUUCUUUGUCAAUUUAUUCUUCAAUUUUACAAGGAUGUCAAUGGAAUCCUCUUAUUGUAGCCUCUUCAGAUUUUUUGCUUUGACGAGUUAUUAAUCAGCAUCUGGUGCCUGAUCUGUUUGCUACAA
Messenger RNA from Musa acuminata AAA Group (dessert banana), 2174 nucleotides. RefSeq names its product probable serine/threonine-protein kinase PBL7. The record is from RefSeq and is a predicted model, not a curated record. The transcript has 5 exons. Gene Ontology annotation, biological process: protein phosphorylation. The coding region runs from base 338 to 1705 and encodes 455 amino acids. Gene Ontology annotation, molecular function: ATP binding; protein kinase activity. Lineage: Eukaryota; Viridiplantae; Streptophyta; Magnoliopsida; Zingiberales; Musaceae.